Messenger RNA from Perognathus longimembris pacificus (Pacific pocket mouse), 4293 nucleotides. RefSeq names its product claspin (gene Clspn). The transcript has 25 exons. Gene Ontology annotation, biological process: activation of protein kinase activity; mitotic DNA replication checkpoint signaling; mitotic G2 DNA damage checkpoint signaling. Gene Ontology annotation, molecular function: anaphase-promoting complex binding. The record is from RefSeq and is a predicted model, not a curated record. Bases 119 to 4123 code for a protein of 1334 amino acids. Lineage: Eukaryota; Metazoa; Chordata; Mammalia; Rodentia; Heteromyidae.
GGCGCGAAAGCUCUAACUGCACUGCCAGACUAGAGAUACCACGACCUGCUUCCUUCGCCCUUGAGGGACCUGGGGACGGCUUCGUUCGGAAGGGAGCGAGUUGGGAAGGGCCGGAAUCAUGACGGGCGAGUUGACCUCCGAGGUUCAUUCAGAAAUUGAUGAUCUAAAACUGGUUUCACAAGAAGUAAACAGUCCUUCCGACAGUGGACAAGGCAGCAUUGAAUCAGUCGAGCCCUUGAGUGAAAAAGAUUCAGAUGAAGAGCUAUUUGUGAGUAAGAAAUUAAAGAGCAGGAAGGUACUACAAGAUAGUGAUUCUGAAACAGAGGACACAGGUACCUCUGCAGUGCACACUACCUAUGACAGUGCUGAGGAAAACAAAGAGAACUUACGUGCUGGAAAAAGUGGAAAAAUCAAAAGGAUUUACAAAACACUGGCAAGCAGCGAUGAAAGUAGCAUGGAGGAGUCUUUGUAUCAGGAAAAUCUUGAAAACCAUGGGUCACUUAGUUUAGAUCCAAGUCUUCAAUCAGGAAACUCUGUGGACUUCACUACUAUUGACAGAAAGAGUUCCAAAAAACUUCUACGUGAUAAAGAAAGAACUGAAGGAAAAACAAAAGUAAAAUCAAAGAGAAGACUUGAGAAAGAGGAGAAAAAGAUGGAGAAAAUUAGGCAGCUAAAAAGGAAGGAAACAAAAAAUGAGGAAAAUGAUGUGGAACAGCCAUUUAAUGACAGCGGCUGUCUUCUUGCGGACACAGACCUUUUUGAAACGGGUUUGGAGGAGGAAAAUAACUCACAACUGGAAGAUGAAGAAUCAUUAGAAUCAAUAAGGGCAGCUGUGAAAAACAAAGUAAAAAAUCACAAGAAAAAGAAACCAUCUUUGGAGAGUGGGACCUUUGAAGAAGAAAGUGAGUUACCCAAAGGCCCUUUGAGGAAGGAAAGAAAGGCAGCCAAAUUAAGUAAGGAAGCAUUAAAAAACCUGCAUAGUGAGACUCAACGCCUUAUCCGAGAAUCUGCACUUAAUCUUCCAUAUCAUAUUCCUGAAAAUAAAAGCAUUCAUGAUUUCUUCAAGCGUAAACCCCGGCCCUCUUGCCAGGGAAAUGCCAUGGCACUACUGAAAUCAUCUAAAUAUCAGUCAAAUCAUCUCAAAGAAAACAUAAGCAUUGCAAAUACAACUGAGAUGAAUGGUCAUCACCAUAGCAAAAGAUCUGAGCAGACUGCAGGUACAGAAUGUGAAACAGAAAUUAAUGUACUUCCUGUGGUUUCACCGGGACUUCAGAUAGCUACUGAAUCAAAUGAGGCUGUCAGUGAGAAUCUCAUAAGAAGCGAAGAGCUGGAAAUUCAAGUGAAUCAAAAGCAUAGUGCUGAUACCCUUUCACCUGGAAUCAGGCCAGAAUUGCUAGAAGAAUUGAGCAUCCUCAGGGAAGAGGCCAGUAAGGAGCAUCAAACUGGAGGGCUUCUGGCAUCUGAGGCUCAUGCCAUGGCUGGAGAAAAUGGACUGAGAAAUACCGAAGAAACAGAUGAGAAAGUGGAAGAAUCCCUAAAGAAAACUGAAUCAUCAGUAGCUAUGCCUCCUGAAAAAGUGAGAAAGUUCACUCUUGACAGACUUAAACAACUGGGAAUAGAUGUUUCCAUUAAACCUCGGCUCGGUGCUGAUGAAGAUUCCUUUGUGAUACUUGAUGAACCUGAAACCAACAGAGAACUGGAAGCCUUGAAACAGCGUUUCUGGAAGCAUGCUAAUCCAGCAGCCAAAACCAGGGCUGGUCAGACAGUGAAUGUGAAUGUCAUAGUAAAGGACUUGGGUGUGGAUGGAAAGGAAGAAUUAAAGGCAGAUGUGGUACCUGUGACUUUGGCAGCUGAGAAGCUGGAUGGAGUUAGCCACACAAAACCAGGUGAAAAGCUACAGAUGCUAAAAGCUAAACUGCAAGAGGCAAUGAAACUCCGAAGGUUUGAGGAACGUCAGAAGCGCCAAGCAUUAUUUAAAUUAGAUAAUGAAGAUGGGUUUGAAGAGGAAGAGGAAGCGGAGAUGACAGAUGAGUCUGAAGAAGAUGGAGGAGAAGAGUUAGAAAAAGAGGAGGAAAUAGAGGAAGAGGAAGAGAAAGAAGAACUAGAGGAAGAGGAGGAAGAAGGCAAUCAAGAGAGUGCAGAAUUUCUUCUUGGAAGUGAAGAAAUAGAAACCAAAGAUGAGAAAGAAAUGGAUAAAGAAAACAAUGAUGGCAGUAGUGAAAUUGGCCAGUCAGUCCAUCUCUGUGUUCCUAAGCCUCUCUCAUCAGAUUCUACCUUACUUCUAUUUAAGGACAACUCUUCCAAGAUGGGUUACUUUCCUGCUGAAGAAAAAUCAGAAACAGACGAAAGCUUAGGAAAGCAGCCUAGCAAAUUGUAUGAAGAUGAUUCAUGUUCAUUGCUAACAAAAGAAAGCAGCCACAAUAGCAGCUUUGAGCUGAUUGGCUCAACAAUUCCAUCCUAUCAACCUUGCAAUAGACAAACAGGCCGAGGGACCAGUUUUUACCCAACAGCAGGAGGGUUCAGAUCCCCUUCCCCUGGGUUAUUUCGAACCAGUUUGGUCAGCUCAGCUUCUAAGAGUUCAGGGAAGCUGUCUGAGCCUUCACUUCCCAUAGAGGAUUCCCAGGAUCUGUAUAACGCCUCCCCAGAGCCCAAGACACUUUUCCUAGGAGCAGAAGACUUCCAGUUCUGUUUAGAAGAUGACACUCAGAGCCAACUGUUGGAUGCAGAUGGAUUCUUAAAUGUUAGAAACCACAGGAACCAGUACCAAGCUUUGAAGCCUCAGCUGCCGUUGGCCAGUAUGGAUGAGAAUGCCAUGGAUGCCAACAUGGAUGAACUGUUGGAUUUGUGUUCUGGGAAGUUUACAUCUCAGACUGAAAAAUGUCAAUCCACAAAAAGUGAUAAGAAAGAGAACAUGGAGGAACUUCUGAACCUUUGCUCGGGAAAAUUCACUUCUCAAGAUAACUCCCCCAUGGCUUCAUCAGAACUGAGUAAGCAGGAGAAGGAAAAUAGCAUUGGUGAUCCAAUGGAAGAAGCACUUGCUCUUUGCUCAGGAUCUUUCCCAACAGACAGGGAGGAAGAAGGUGAAGAGGAGGAAAUUGGAGACUUUCGGCUGGUCCCAAAUGAUAGUGAGUUUGAUAGUGAUGAGGAUGAACACAGUGACUCUGGUAAUGAAAAUAUGGCAUUGGAAGACCAUGAAGAGGAUGAUGAAGAAGAGCUCCUAAAGCAAUCUGAAAGGUUGAAAAGGAAAAUGAGAUUGCAGAAAUACCUUGAGGAUGAGGCAGAGGUAUCAGGAAGUGAUGUGGGAAGUGAAGACGAGUAUGAUGGACAAGACAUUGAUGAAUAUGAAGAGGAUAUAAAUGACGAAGUACUUCCAUCUGAUGAGGAACUACAGAGUCAAAUCAAGAAAAUACACAUGAAGACCAUGUUGGAUGAUGAUAAGCGUCAACUACGUUUAUAUCAAGAGAGGUACCUUGCUGAUGGGGACCUGCACAGCGAUGGUCCUGGGCGGAUGAGGAAAUUCCGAUGGAAAAACAUAGAUGAUGCUUCUCAGAUGGACUUGUUCCACAGAGACUCUGAUGAUGACCAGAUUGAAGAACAGCUUGAUGAGACAGAAGCCAGAUGGAGGAAAGAGCGGAUUGAAAGAGAGCAGUGGCUUCGGGACCAGGCUCAACAGGGGAAAAUUAUAACUGAAGAAGAAGAAAUUGGGGAAGACAGUCAAUUUAUGAUGCUAGCCAGGAAAGUCACUGCCAAAGCACUCCAGAAGAAUGCCAACCGGCCUGUGGUUAUUCAGGAAUCAAAGUCUCUUCCCAGUAAUCCUUUUGAAGCCAUCAGACCAGGACAUGCUCAUCAGCCAAAAACAGGCUCACUGCUAAACCAGCCCAAAGCUGUGCUUCAGAAACUAGCUGCCCUCUCUGACCUCAAUCCCAGUGCUCCUCGAAAUUCAAGAAACUUUGUCUUUCAUACACUUUCUCCUGUGAAGGGUGAGGCGGCAAAGGAAUCAUCAAAGUCUCAGGUGAGGAGAAGAGUGCCAUCAUUAGUGCCAUCUCCUUCUCCUAAGCGCCUCAGAACGGAUGAUAGCACUUCAGGAUCAAAGCAAAGCAUCUUCAAGUACUUGGAAAGCUAACAGCAUCAAGAAUGCCAGCAUUUCUGCUCAGAUUGCUUUGAGAAGUUUCUGGUACUGAAGGUUGGAACCAAUGAUCUCCUUCCUUCAUAAUCAAUGCACUAAGAUUAUGAAGAGACUCCAGUUCUUUGUACUAUAUGAGUCUGAGCAUCUUUUUCUUUUCCUAGUAUUAC